AAGCGGGAAAUCUUACAAGAAGAUUUCCGCCGUCGCGAAUUGGCGGGUCCCGAUGGUACCGGAGUUGCAAGCAUGGGCCGUGGGCACGGCCGUGGAAGGGGCAGAGGGCAAGGAGGCAGAUUUGGCAGCAGCAACUUCAAUGGAGGCCGUGGUAAAGGAGGAUAUGGCAGCAACAACAAUGGCUACGGGCUGCAAGACCCUUGGUGACGUCAACUACUACCUUGGGCUUCACAUUGAGCGAGAUGUGGAGAAGCGGUGGAUGCGAGUGCAUCAAAAGAAGUACUUGGAGGCCUUGGCUGCAAACUUUGGAAAGAUUGAAGGUAGCUGCUGGAGAGAGGGUGGCCAAGUACCUUGGCCAAACAGCAACUGUUGGACUGCAAUACUCCGCGGCGGCACAAAGGCGUCAAAAGGGGGCGGAUGGAGUCGAACCCGGGAGGCUCUUUCUCACCGCCUUCUCUGAUGCAUCUUGGGCAUCAGAACCAGAGGACAUGACAACCCCUUGGAGGGUUGGUUUCGAGACUCUUCAUGGUUGGGGACCCUGUGGUGGUGUACCACCAACCUGGACCUCGGCUCUUGGGGUAUGUAGAGGCUGGGAACCAUUUCCCUCUCGAACUCUUCUUGCUAAGUUUGUACUCCUAAGACUAUA
Closterium sp. NIES-67 is the source of this 646-nucleotide messenger RNA. NCBI's taxonomy places the organism in Eukaryota, Viridiplantae, Streptophyta, Zygnematophyceae, Desmidiales, Closteriaceae. The record is from the annotation of a GenBank genome assembly.